AUACUGUUGGUAUAUUCUCUUCUCCCUCUCCACCGAAUAUAAUCUUUGCCUUCUUUCCAUGUCAAACCUAACCACUCCCACACGAACCACCCCAGAGAAAUUUCAGAGAGAAGAACCAAAGAGAAGAAGCAGAGAGAAAAAAGCAGAGCAGAAGAAACAGAGAGCAGAAUUGUUUUCGUUUUCCAAUGGUUUGGAGAUUUGUUAAUGGCGUCAUAGAUUCGUGGGACUAAGGGAGGAAGAAGCUUACCCUGCAUCUUCCGGAUUUCUCACUCUUUCCUCCCGCCAGAGGAAUAGGCGAGAAAUUGACACAUAUAAUCCCGAAGCUUCUUAUGGUUCGCUGGAAAUUCUUAACUGAUGGAGGAAAAUUUGGUUUACUUCGCUUGAGCAAUUAACAAAAUUUCAUCAUGAUGGUCUCACUGCCACACUGGUGGGAACAUGCGUGAAUGAUUGUCAAGAGACCGAUCCUGUUUCUCACUUCGUUUUAUUCGUUUGAACGCUAUACUGUUUCCUAUAUAUACACUUGGAUUCUAGCUCAUUUAGGGCAAAUCUCCUUUGGCAAAGUAAAACUAAAUCAGCAGCAGAAAAAGUGAAGUUUUCCCGUUAAGUGGUUUUGAUAACAAGCCAUUUCUCUGCGGAGACUUCAUCGUCGUGCCUUCAAAUUUCUUCGAGGUUUGAAGCUCCACCCUCAUUCUAGGGCAUAUCUCCUUUGGCAUUUGGAACUCCAGUUACAUCUUGGGUUCCUCUCUUGAUACUUCAGUCCUUUCGUUGGGCAAAUCUCCUUUGGCAUUUCCGAGUCCUCAGUUGGCUCACCUUAUCAUUAGUCGAGCAAAUCUCCUUUGGCAUUAUCCGAGUCCGCACUUGGCUCACCUUAUCAUCAUUAGUGGAGCAAAUCUCCUUUGGCAUUACCCGAGUCGUACUGUUGACUCCUACUAUCUUAGUCUAGCAGAUACUCAUCACCGUUUCGAAGUAGACCUUUGCUGCUAUUGCAUUUCAGUCAUCUUACGUCAGAAAAAAGAUACGCACCUAUCAGAAUAACUGAACCUGUUCAUAAAGACAGCAGCGAAGCUACACCAUUUGGCAUCGAAGUUUGUCUAAGGUCAGAAUAAUUUAUAUCUCUUUUGCCUGUCAGAUAUAAAAUAUAGUUCCAUGGCAGGCAUCUAAACUAUGGAUAUGGCCCUUACUGACUCUGACUGGGAGAGCUCCAGCGACAGUGGUAGCAGUGAACACGAGGAAGUCGAGUUUUCUUAUGGCGGACGGGCUCAGAACAUCUUCUCAAACCUUGAAGAGACCAUUGGAAAAAUCGAUGAGUUCUUGUCCUUCGAGAGGGAGUUUAUGUAUGGUGACAUUGUGCGGUCCACAACUGAACCAUCAGGACAGACUGGCAGGGUUGUCAACGUCAACAUGUCCGUUAAUCUCGAGAGUAUUCAUGGGAAGAUUGUAAAAGAAGUUGAUACCAAGAGGCUUCAAAAGUUGCGUUCGAUCUCACUCUGUGAUUAUGUGAUCAAUGGACCUUGGCUUGGAAGGGUCGACAAAAUAGUUGAGCGUGUCUCCGUCACCCUUGACGAUGGUUCCAACUAUGAGGUUCUUGUAAGUGAUCAAGAUAAACUUGUGGCCAUUCCUCCAAAUCUGCUCGAGGAUUCUCAAUAUUCUUAUUACCCGGGGCAGAGAGUUCAGGUAAAGCUGGCCCAUGCUCCCAGAUCAACGACAUGGUUAUGCGGGAACUGGAGGGAGAACCAAGUUGUGGGAACCGUCUGCUCUGUAGAAGCAGGACUUGUCUACGUAGAUUGGGUUGCCUCCAUCAUAAUGGGGGGUGAUCGGAAUUUAACUACACCUCAAGCGUUGCAGAGUCCUGAGAAUUUAACUUUGUUACCUUCUGUUUCUCAUGCAAGUUGGCAGCUUGGUGACUGGUGCAUACUCCCUGAACUGCAAACCCCAGAUGUGGUUGCAUACAGUUUCAACGAUUGCCAUAAGACAUUCCAAAAAGGGUUUAACAGAAAUAUGCAGAGCUCAAGUUCGGAUGAGCUUUUUGCUAUCACGAAGACAAAGAUGAAGGUUGAUGUUCUGUGGCAAGAUGGUAGCUGCAGUGUGGGAGUUGAUUCUCAACAGCUGCUUCCUGUUGGUGCCGUGAAUGCUCAUGAUUUUUGGCCCGAACAGUUUGUUGUGGAAAAGGAAACCUGCAACAGCACAAGAUGGGGAGUUGUGAAGACUGUCAAUGCAAAGGAACAAACUGUGAAGGUACAAUGGAGAACACAGGUUGAGAAAGAAGCAACAGGUUGUGUUGGUGAGCAGGUGGAGGAAAUUGUCAGUGCAUAUGAACUGCUUGAGCACCCUGAUUUUGGAUUCUGUUUCAGUGAUGUGGUGUUCAGGUUACUUCCAGAAGGAAAAAAUGCAGACACAAUCGUUGCUGCAGGGACGAAACACCUACUGACAGAGAGUGACUACAGUGGCUCAUACUGUUUGUCUAGUAUUGGUGUUGUUUCAGGUUUCAAAAGUGGUGUCGUGGAGGUGAAAUGGGCCAAUGGCUCUACUAGUAAGGUUGCACCAUAUGAAAUUUGGAGGAUAGAAAGGUCUGAAUUUUCCAACUCUAGCAGUAUAAGUACUGAAGGGAGUGUUCAAGAUUUAUAUCAGAAAAUAGGUGGUCAAUCAGAUGAAUCAUCUUCAAACCAUCACGAAACGGGUCUGGUGAAGCUCUACAGUGCAGGUGAAAGUGGCAACAAGAACAAUCCGGAAUGCAAUUCGUUUUUCCUUCCAAAAGCUGCCAUUGGAUUUAUCACAAACCUUGCAUCAAGCCUUUUCGGUUCUCAGAGUUCCACUUCGGUUAUAAAUUCGCAUUCCUGCUGCAAUGAUUCUGAAGAUAAAAGCGACUCUGAGGAUCUUAUUCAAGAAGCAUCAGAGUCAUAUGACAUCUCUGAAUCAAAUUUAGGUGAAGUGGACAUGGCCACGAUGGUCAACUUACCUAUAGAAGGAAAUGGAGUUAACAAGACACUAGAUUCAACUCUUCCAGAGAACAGCAGGAAACUAGUGAGAUUCAGACAGUUUGAUAUGGUUACUGACUGCUCAGACCAUCAUUUCCUUUCUUCGACGAAAGAGUUGGCACAAUCUCAGGUCACAAAGAGUUGGGUGAAAAGAGUUCAGCAAGAAUGGAGCAAUUUGGAGGCAGAUCUUCCCAACACGAUAUACGUGCGUGUGUAUGAGGAAAGGAUGGACCUUCUGCGUGCAGCCCUCGUUGGUGCCCCUGGAACACCAUACCAUGAUGGGCUUUUCUUUUUCGACAUAAUGCUUCCACCUCAAUAUCCUCAUGAGCCACCAAUGGUCCAUUAUCAUUCAGGUGGGAUGCGACUAAAUCCUAACCUGUACGAGUCAGGAAGAGUCUGCCUGAGUCUGUUGAAUACAUGGAAUGGCUCUGGCACUGAAGUAUGGAACCCAGGGAGCUCCUCCAUCCUUCAAGUUCUUCUUUCGUUUCAGGCUCUAGUUCUGAAUGAGAAACCUUACUUCAACGAAGCUGGCUACGAUAAGCAGUUGGGUCGAGCCGAGGGAGAGAAAAACUCUGUGAGUUACAAUGAGAAUGCAUUCCUCAUCACCUGCAAAUCCAUGAUUUCCUUACUCCGCAAGCCUCCAAAGCAUUUUGAGGUGCUUGUGAAGGACCAUUUCACCCACCGGGCCCAGCAUGUUCUGGCUGCGUGCAAGACAUAUAUGGAAGGCGUCCCUGUAGGAUCAUCAGCAAACCUGCAGGAGAGCUCAACCACAAAUUCCACUGGUUUCAAGAUCAUGCUCUCUAAACUCUACCCAAAACUUGUUGAAGCAUUCUCAGAGAUUGGAGUUGAUUGCAGCCAAGGGAUCGCACCGGAUGCAUGAAGGUUGGCAGUGUUCACAUGUCAUAAAAUCUCCCUAACAUCCAAUAGCUCCUGUAUAAUAUUGGUUUGCGAGAAUAAAAAGGCUGUAAAAUAGGGUAAAUCCUUCCCCAUGUAGAAUAUGUUUUUGUACUUCAAAUGUGUGAGAACAAAAAGGGCUGUGAAAUAGGCUCUUCUUGUAUAAUAUCAAAGGCUUGUAGUUUUGCAAGAACCAUGUACCAUAUUUUGUAAUAAAAAUGAAACACUUGUGUUUGUA
Molecule: messenger RNA, 4107 nt
Organism: Eutrema salsugineum
Lineage: Eukaryota; Viridiplantae; Streptophyta; Magnoliopsida; Brassicales; Brassicaceae
Product: probable ubiquitin-conjugating enzyme E2 24
Exons: 9
Coding region: 1165-3855 (896 amino acids)
Source: RefSeq, a predicted model, not a curated record